CUCCAUUUUCAAGUAACUCCAUAUCUUACUACUUCUACAAAUCUUAUAGCUUCUUUUUUUCCCUUCUAAUUAGUUCUUUAAUUAAUUAGCUCAUAAAUUUAACCUUAGCUUAAUUAGAACACUAACCACUCUAGUUUAAUUUCCAUUACCACUAUAUAUCCCCUUUCUUCUUUUGUUCAAAUCUAGCUAAGUUAGCUAAGCUAAGCUUAUAAGCUCAUCAAUCAUCAAACAUGGUUUCUCCAGCCGUUGCUCGAUUCGCCGUCGGUAUUCUAGGGAAUAUCAUCUCUUUCUCCCUCUACUUAUCUCCCAUGCCAACAUUUAUAAGGAUAUGCAAGAAGGGAUCAGUAGAGCAAUACUCAGCAACUCCAUACUUGCUCACAUUCUUAAACUGCAUGUUAUGGACUAUUUACGGAAUGCCAUUUAUCCAACCUAACAACAUUUUGCUAUCCACCAUUUCCGCAAGUGGUUGUGUUAUUGAGUCAGUUUAUUUGAUGCUCUUCAUCAUUAACACUCAGAACAAGAAGAAGAAGAUCACUUUGAUCCUUCUUGUCCUCGCCGAGGUGCUCGCCGUCGGUAUCGCGUUGGCGUUGGUGCUCACCUUCACUCACACCACCAAACGCCGUACUCAAAUUUUUGGGCUACUUGGUGAUGUUAGUGGCGUUCUUAUGUAUGCCUCUCCGUUAGCCGUCAUGAAACAGGUGGUCAAAACUAAAAGUGUGGAAUAUAUGCCGUUGGCUGUCUCAGUGACUUGUUUUGGAAGUGCAGUUAUCUGGACUUUAUAUGCCAUCCGCCCAUUCGAUCCCUAUGUUGUUGCUCCAAAUGGAAUCGGGUGUUUUCUUGGGCUGGCCCAAUUGAUGCUUUACGCAGCUUAUUACAAGUCCAGUAAGCAACAAAUUGCUGAUAAACAAAAUGCGGAAAUUGAGAAAAUUGAAAUGGGCCUUAAAGAAGUUAUUGUGGUUACCAAGGAGCCCAGCAAGGUUAAUGACUAUCCUACCCUUAAGACGAUGGAAAAUGAUUUUGCCCCUAAUCUUUAAUUUGUACUACGUAAUUGUAUUAGUAAAGCUCUUGGCUUCUCUAAAUGUUUUACUUAUUGUUAUUGUAUGUAUUCAAAACUUUAGUAAUCAUUUGUUUGGCAGGAGUAUUUUUCUUGGAAAUAAAUUUUUCUUUGUCGCA
Spinacia oleracea (spinach) is the source of this 1173-nucleotide messenger RNA. Its product is annotated as bidirectional sugar transporter SWEET7. The record is from RefSeq and is a predicted model, not a curated record. The transcript has 5 exons. Gene Ontology annotation, biological process: carbohydrate transport. Bases 231 to 1034 code for a protein of 267 amino acids. Gene Ontology annotation, cellular component: membrane. NCBI's taxonomy places the organism in Eukaryota, Viridiplantae, Streptophyta, Magnoliopsida, Caryophyllales, Amaranthaceae. Gene Ontology annotation, molecular function: sugar transmembrane transporter activity.